AUGUCUGAGUUUCCUUCUUCGAUCGAUAGAGAAGCGGCGUCUUCUCUUCUCCUCCUUUCCUCUGGGCCGUUUUUCUUCUCUUCUUCAAGUGAUAGAUCUGGAUCUGAGGGGAAAAAUUUCUCGGUGGGUGAAAGCUAUGGUGAAGGAGGCUUGAGCUUGAGCUUCGUGUCCACCGGAACGAGAUCGUGCGACUCCGCUAUCUCCAACAAUGGCUCGUCUCGGAAGAGCUCUGAGGAUGGCUUCAUGAAUUUCAAGAUUGCGAAAAAACGUCGCACAAGUGUGAUUUGGAGCUCAGCUGAUUUACAGCCAACGCAUUCAAAGGAUCCAGAGUUUGAUGAUCGCUCCAGCGACUCCAGAGAAGAAUCGUGUUUGUCAACAGGUUCGAGUGAGAUCUCAAGCACAGAAAGCAGAAUCAAAACCAUAACUCAAGAGAAACCACACAGAGAUUCAAAGAAGAAAGAGAGCUACAGGUCGAGCUCCGUUCGCCGUAGAGCAGUGAAGAUCCUGGAGCUGUUGAAGAUGGGUUAUGUGAAGAGGUCUGGCGCAGGAGGAAAGCAUGAGCCCUUUGUUUACAAGGUUGCAUGA
Thlaspi arvense is the source of this 585-nucleotide messenger RNA. Lineage: Eukaryota; Viridiplantae; Streptophyta; Magnoliopsida; Brassicales; Brassicaceae. The record is from the annotation of a GenBank genome assembly.